Molecule: messenger RNA, 3283 nt
Organism: Daphnia pulicaria
Lineage: Eukaryota; Metazoa; Arthropoda; Branchiopoda; Diplostraca; Daphniidae
Gene: MED25
Product: mediator of RNA polymerase II transcription subunit 25-like
Exons: 12
Coding region: 158-3196 (1012 amino acids)
Biological process (GO): positive regulation of transcription by RNA polymerase II
Cellular component (GO): mediator complex; transcription regulator complex
Source: RefSeq, a predicted model, not a curated record
GAGAUCAAGUUGAUCGCAGUACGAGAGAUCUCGAUGCUUUAACGAAAAUGUCAAUGUCAAAGUGAUUGUAUCAAUUGAAACUAACAAAUUUCAAGCCCAAAAUUUUUUACAAAUUUAAUCUUUGAAGUCACCUUUAAACCCAUUUGGGUUAAGAAAAAUGGUGGUAGGCGCUGCAGAGGCCGUGUGCAACGAUAUAGUUUUCCUCGUUGAGGGGACUGCGGCUUGUGGGGCUUACAUGAACGAGAUUAAAAUGAACUACAUUUGUCAAACAGUAGAAUAUUUUAAUGGAGGACCAAUUGUAGAGGACAGGGAUUGUGGCUCUGAGACAUUUGCUACCUUGUACUCGUUGGUUGUCUAUCACUCUUCGGACUGCUUGCCAGCUGAUAUGGUUGAUGUUUAUGGCCCUUUCAGAAAUCCCCACAAAUUUCUACAGCUUUUGGACAAGCUAGAUUUUUCAGGAGGUCACGCUGAACAUAUGGCUUCAUUGACUGAAGGACUGGCUACCACUCUUGAGUGCUUCAAAGAUCUAACAUUAUUACGAGAUCCUGGUUUGAAAGCACAGAAGUUUUGUAUUCUGAUAUGCAAUUCUCCACCUUACAACCUGCCAGUCAUGGAUCUCCCAAGCUUUAGGGGGUUAACCUUGGAACAAUUGGCAGUACUUGUGAAUGAGAAUAAUAUUCAGCUAAGCAUAAUCAGUCCAAGAAGAAUUCCUACUUGGAUAAAUUUGUUUGAUAAAGCUGGUGGAGACUCUAUGGCAGCAAGUUCAAAGCAUUAUGCUAAAGACUUGCGUCAUUUGGUUAUGUUGAAUGGAUUCUGCUUACAGGAAUCAACUGUUAGCCAGCCUCCUAUACCUAACAUUCCUAUUCCAACUGUGCCAACUAGUCCACAGGGUCUAAGUCCAAGCCAACAACAAACUAUUCGACCAACACAGAAUGUUGUGGUUCGACCACCUCAGCCACAGAAUCAACCGCAACAAAGACCUCCAGUCCCGUUUGGAAUUAAUGUCACUGGACCUACGUCUGCGCCUAAUGUCACGAUUGUUAAUACGGUACCUCCUAUGAUGGCUGCAGAUGGUGGAGUUCGCAUUCGGGCACCUAAUCCACGAUGGACAAGUCCAAAUCAAGGACAGCAAUUGCCAAAUCAACAGCAAACACAGCAAACCUUGCCGGCACAAAUGCAAGCCACAAAUCAAGUGCGCCAACCGUCUCAAAUUCAAAUGCCGCAAGCAAUGCAAAAUCCUCUUCAGCAGCAGCAACAACAGCAGCAGCAGCAACAACAACAGCAGCAGCAGCAACAACAAGCUAUGCUUCAAAAUCAGCAACAAGUCCCUCAAGUGUUGAAUCAAAAUGUUUUACCAAGCAACCAGAAUCCACUCCAGAGUUCUGUUCUCCAACAUCAACAGCCGAUGACGAUGCCGAUGUCAGCCAACCCCAUUCAACAGGCCCAAGCUCAAGUCCAACUUCAAGUGCCACAACAAUCACAGACUGCUGGCCAAAUGAUCAUCAAUCCCCAACAGCAACAAUUACAACAACAGAACGUCCGGGCUUCAUUUGUUGGUCCACAGAAUUUAGUAAAUCAGUUGAAUCAAGGGCAAGCACCGAAUGCCGGACAAAUGGUCAAUGUGAACCAACAAAUGCUGAAUCAACAGCAACAGCAACAGUUAGCUGCUCGGAAACUAGCGAUGGAACAACAGCAACUGCAACAGCAACAACAGCAGCAGCAGCAACAACAACAGCAGCAGCAGCAGCAACCACAGCAAUCACAACCGCAAAAUCUAAAUUUUUCGAUAAAUCCAGCCAACCCCAACUUAGGGAUGCAGCAGAAUAUUCCUCAGCAAAUGCAACAGCAACAACCUCAAUCUCAACAGAUCAAUGUUCCUGUAGCAGCUGCACCUGGAAUCAUCCAACAACAAGCUGCUCCUGUGGCUGGUGCUGCUCCAGCAAAUCCUGCUCGCGAAAGACAAGUUAUUUGGCAGGGUGUCCUGGAGUGGCAAGAGAAGACUCGUGAUCCGCAAAAACUUCCUCGCCAUGUCCCUUGUCAGGUUUCGGCAACCGUCACCAAUGGCGAGAGUGAAGUGAAAGCAGAACACUGGCCGCAAAAGCUUCUAAUGCAGCUAAUACCUAAAACAUUAAUAAGUAAUUUUGGCGGCGCUCACUUCCGGAAUGCGCGUUCUGUGAUGUUCCAUCCUCAGGAAUGUGAGGCAUUAGAAGCUCUAGCUAAAGUGAUGUCAACUGGAUAUGCUGGUUGUGUCCACUUCACAGGGAUGGUUAAUCCAAAUGCUUGUGAGAUUAAAGUGUUGAUGCUGCUUUACAGUCCAGACAAGAAAGCGUACAUUGGCUUUAUACCAAACGAUCAAGCAGGAUUUGUCGAUCGGAUUCGCAAGGUUAUACAACAGCAAAAAAGCAAACAAGUACAGCAGCCACCUGGUCCCGGACAAGCAGGUCCAAAUCCAAAUAUUCCUCAGCAGGCCGGGCAAAACAUAUUGGUGACGCAGACUAAUCCAUUGUCGAUGGGAGGUGGUCAAAUGAGCGCAGCACCUCAACCUCAGCAGCAGCAACAGCAACAGAUGCAACAACAGCCUCAAAUGAUGGGCAACCCUCAACAACCAGCGAUGGCUGCUCCUACUCCAAUGACUAAUCCGGUACGAGGAGCGGCUCCUCCAACUCCUGCUCAACUUGUAGCUGAGAGACAACAAAACUUGAUGACCAUUAAGCAGUUGCAGCAGACACUAGAAGCGGCCCAACAGAAGGAUAUUCAUCUCAAGGCACUGGAGCAACAACAACGCCGUGCACAGCUGUUGAUGCAACAGCAGCAACUAAUGAAUCAGCAACCAAUGGGUCAGCAACAGCCAAUGGGCCAACAACAACAAAUGGCAGGACAACAGAUUCAACAACAACUCCAGCAAUUACAGUCUCAACAACAAAUGCCUGUUCAGCAGAAAUUGCAACAACAACUACAACAGGCGCAGCAAAUGCAACAACAAAGAAAUAUUCGGCCAACCGCUGCGUUGCAGAAUAAUCCAGGAUUGCGUAAUCUUUUGCAACAACAGCAGUACCGUCCUCAAAUGAUGCAGCCAAACACACAAAACCGUAUGCAACAGCCAAACAUGCAACAACCACAGCAGCAGCAGCAGCAACAGCAACAAAACAGUGGUGGAAGUCAGUUUGAUAAUCUUAGCUUAGCUGAUUUACUGUGAUGUUAAUAAUGUAUCUAAUGGCUAAUACAAAUUUUGUAAAAAAUAUCUUCACGAUGAAUGCAAAUGUUAAUGGAUUAAAAAUUUUAA